This is a messenger RNA of Closterium sp. Yama58-4, 969 nucleotides long. Lineage: Eukaryota; Viridiplantae; Streptophyta; Zygnematophyceae; Desmidiales; Closteriaceae. The record is from the annotation of a GenBank genome assembly.
AUGGUGAGCGUUUCUUUACUGGGACCUAUUGUGACGUAUCAGUUUCUUUACUACUAUGUCGUCAUUCAGGGCCAAUUUUCAAGCAACCUGAUCCAGUGGACCCACUUGCCAGUGGCCAUUAGUCCUGACAAGUGGUAUGACGUAAUGGGCGCAUGGUCGGGUUCCGCUGUGGUUCUCGAUGACGGAACUCCUGCUAUUCUGUACACCGGAAGCAGCAAAGACAAUGUGCAGCUACAAAACCUGGCUUUCCCAGAAAACACAUCUGAUCCUUACCUCACAACAUGGGUGAAAAGCCCUUACAAUCCCAUAGCCGUUCCACCAUCUGGAGUUAGCAAAUUUGACUUCAGAGACCCAUCCGCAUGGAAAGGAAGUGACGGACUAUGGCGAAUGAUCGUUGGAUCAAGGCAAAAUGGGACCGACUGCGUGUUCAUGUACAAGAGCAAGGACUUCCUGAACUGGUCGAAGAUUCCUCAAACAGUUACGACGGCGCCAGGACGAGCUGGAAUGUGGGAGUGUCCAGAUUUAUAUCCAGUUUCCACGAUUGGCAAAGCUGGACUGGAUACGUGCUCUGAAAAUGACGUCUGCCGUCACGUUUUAAAGGCAUCCUUUGAUGACGAUUUUCUUGAUUACUAUGCCAUCGGAACCUACAGCCAAGCAAAUGAAACUUGGGUUCCAGUAGAUUCGCACAUCGAUGUCCAAAAUGGGCUGCGAUACGACUACGGGAAGUUCUAUGCAUCGAAGACCUUUUAUGACCCCUCUACGCAACGCCAGGAACUGAAGCUUCUGCGAGGAAGGCACUUCCAUGAUGCUGGCCUCACACUGAAGGAGGGAAUGAACAAGCUUGUCAACGGCCUUUCAAGCGUGCAGGUGGAUAUGGAGAUAGCGUUCGCCAUUCCCGACGUUAUGUCUUCCAAUGAGUGGACAACUCCAUUGUGGAGUCCUUUGCCCAAGGAGGGAAGUCUGUCAUAA